Cyclocybe aegerita is the source of this 2619-nucleotide messenger RNA. NCBI's taxonomy places the organism in Eukaryota, Fungi, Basidiomycota, Agaricomycetes, Agaricales, Hemipholiotaceae. The record is from the annotation of a GenBank genome assembly.
AUGCCUCCAAAACCCAAACCCAAGGUGUCUACCUCCAAAGACCUGGUGGCCACCGGACCCAAAGAGGUCUUCUCCAACGCUGCAACGAAGCCAGGAAAACGAGCCCCGCAAGAAAAGGCCACAACAACACGCGCACUUGUUCUCAGGAAUGGAAAAUAUGGAGCAAGAGGAACUGGGGAGGUUAUGCUUAUGAGCAGGAUGAGUGGUCGUGAAAAAAUGGAUCUUCUUGCAGAGGAUCUUAUCGAGAGGUCGAAGAAAGCCCUGAUAACCCCUUUGAAUCUCGAAAGGUCCAUGAAACUCGCUGAAUCUCAAUGCGAUGCAUACGUCGAUGACAUUGCCGACAUGCGCGACCCAGAGCUUUUCCGUAACAUAGUUGAAACUGAGAUUAGUGCUAGGAAUGACCCCUCAAGAAAGGAGCCGCGCAAAAAUCCCACACAUGUUGCGAAAUUAGUGGCUACUAGAGUCCACAAUUCCUUCAUGCUUGCAUCAGCCUGGAAAAUCGUUUCAGAGACUCUUAAUAACCUUGCUGUUGACGGCCUGUCGGACAAAAACGUCAAAUUGAAGCUCAAGAAUGACGUCGAUAUGAGGGAUCGUUAUCUCGUUUUAUAUGACAUGGUUAAUACCUUGGUCGACGUUAGUCAAGACAGGUUCUCUGUUCUUGCUACUACAACGCCCCGCUACUCUCGGUACUUUAGGCUCAAACCCAACGAGAGUUCCGAUCCAGGUGACGCGGAAUACAUUUUCGAUUUCACCGAUUUAAGGGCGGCUACGGACUCCUACAUCGAUUCGAUCAUCAUUGAGUUAUGUUUCCCCAACGGCACGUAUCCGAAGGCCAUCCUCUACCAACUCUUGCGCGAAGCUACUGAGGAAUCCCGGCGAGAGGCGAAACAUUUCCCACAAACUCUUUGGGACGCCGUGGGGGAUCUUUCGGCUUGUGUUGAUUUGCAGAUGAUGCUUGAAGCACCGUUGUUUGGACCCGAUGGAGAUGCAUGGAAGAAGCAGCCGCGCAAUAUGCCAGAGGAGUACGAAAAUUGGAUUGAUGCACAAUUUUAUUCUCAAAGAGCAUCCGACAUGGUCGCCAAUUUCAAGGAUCUAAUGUACCCCCUUGAGAAGACUAGGAAGAAAUCUGUUCUCGAUGACAUUUGGAAGGCCAUACAGCAGAACUACAUCUCUGUGUCUGGACAAGACGCCGAUUCCCUUUGGGGUUUAUCGGAUGCUUUUAAUUAUGCUCCACAGUGGAGCUCUUAUUUUUUCCCUGGGCUCGCUGAAGAAUCUGACAACGAAGACAUGCCACGGUUGUCGUCCAACAAUAAGAGUAAAAAGAAGAAACCGCUUGCUAUCACUGAUGGUAACGAGAGCCAUAACUCAAUGCCUGGUUUGCAGUCGGUUUCGAAUACGUCUGACAGCGAUGACUUCGACGAAUAUACGGACGAAGACGACUCAGAUGAAGAGGAAGAGGAAUCAGGCAGCGAGGGUUACGACACAGAGCAAGAGGAUGAAAUCCGCGAUCUUCUCCGGGAGGCGAUGGAUGCCGCCCAUGAAGCAGACUGGCUUGACACAUCCAAUGGCCCACCUCCAGAAUUGGAUCCCUUCCAACAAGAGGACCGCAAGGGAAAUCCAUUCUUGAAGCUCUUGGGCUCGUUGAGAGGACGAAUGUUUUCUUCCAAUGCGAAGCUGAAAACUCCAACGAUCAGGACUGAGCCGAGAUCUCCACCAGUUCGAGGAGCCUUCCGAGCUACUCCAAGCGGCGUGCCGAAAAAUGUUCCUCCAUCUAUCCCUCCCAAGCCUGCUCCGAAGCCCGCACAAACUCCAGCCCAACCAGCUCCUCCGAAGAGCCAGAGAGCUACAGUGGAAGAUGUGGAUGACGAUGAUGACGUCGCGUCUGUCGCCUCGAAGAAGAAAAAAAAGAAGAAAUCCAAGAAGAAAAAAUCUGCGACUGGGGAUGGCGUCCCGUCGUCGCCCACUCCGUCCGUACAGUCUUUCACCUCGGUGUCGACGACAGCUCCAGCAGCCCCUGCAAAGAAUGCAGCCGCACCUGUAUCGUCCCCGAAGAAAGCCGCACCUGCUGUGUCUGCUCCAUCCUACGCAUCUUCCACGACUUCGCUGCCCCUUGGACAGACGACCGCCCAGUCAGCUCAUUCUUAUCUCCAGCAGUUAAACAUCAAGUCAGAAAAGAAGGUCAAGUCGCGCCCAGACCACUCUUCCCUGUUUUCCAACCCGGAGGAAGAGAAGAAGGGGUUCUUCUCCAAAUUCUCCUCGCAGAAGAAAGACAAGGGAGACGACGACAAAGCCGCGAAGCAAAGCUGGUUCUCAAAACUCGGCAAGAAAACGACGGGUUUGAUGCACCAGCUUCUCCAGACAAGCGAGGACCAAACGGACGGUCGGGCUCCUAUGAAGUGGGAGCAAUUCUUGAAGUUGAUGCGUGAGAUGGGUUUCACGUAUGAUCCAAGCACGGCUGGAUCUAGCGUUCGCUUUGAUCCACCGAACAAGAACGAUUGGCCAAUCACAUUCCACAAGCCACAUCCUGAUCCGACAAUCCAACCGGUCAUGUUGAAGAAGUUCGCCAGACGUCUCAAGCGAUACUACGGCUGGAAUGAAGAAGACUUGCUGAGAGUUUAA